CGAGAAAGACUAGCUAAAUGAAAGAUGUUGGUCAUAAACAGGAAGUAAAAGAGCUUUAGGGUUAAAGUUUGUUUGAAGUGGGUCGAUCUGCUCUCAGUGCAAACAGCAGCUGCUAAAGUACAUACUGUACGCUUUGUCUAAAUCAUAAUGGCAACAUUAAGUCUAAUUAAAAAUGUGUUUUGGACCAGCAAAGGGUGCAGCCAUUUAUCCUUCUACAGGAUGUCCUGCACAAAGCUUCAAACGUCAGCUAUUGAUGGUAAGAGAACAUACAACACGAAGGUGCAUGGGGUGCCAACCAUUGCUCAUUUAGUGCGUUCUGUAGAAGAGACACCUGAGCCCAUUCCCACCAUAGUUAAAGGUACCAUCCCAAAAUGGAUCAACGGAAGUCUGCUUCGGAAUGGUCCAGGAAAGUUUGAAUUUGGGAAUCAGCAUUUUAACCACUGGUUUGAUGGAAUGGCUUUGCUGCACCGCUUUCAGAUUGAGGGCGGCAAGGUGACAUACAGGAGUCGCUUCUUGCGCAGUGACUCGUACAAGCAGAACAGUGAAAGGAACCGGAUCAUGGUGUCAGAGUUUGGCACUUUGGCCCUGCCUGAUCCCUGCAAAAAUAUGUUUCAGCGUUUUCUGUCCAGAUUUGAGAUGACAAAACCAACUGAUAAUGCCAGCGUCAACAUCAUUAAAUAUAAGGGCGAUUAUUACGUCAGCACAGAGACAAACUUCAUGCACAGAUUGGACCCGGAGACAUUGGAAAGCAAACAGAAGGUGGACUGGAGCAAAUUCAUAGCAGUAAAUGGUGCUACUGCUCAUCCACACAUUGACCCAGAUGGCACAGCGUACAACAUGGGUAACUCAUACAGCAAGAAAGGGACUUUCUACAACAUCAUCAUGGUGCCACCUGAAAGAGAAGGUCCAGAAGAUACUCUAGAGGAAGCAAAGAUAUUGUGCUCUAUUGCCCCUCAUGACAAAUCCAAACCCUCCUAUUACCACAGUUUUGGAAUGUCGGAGAACUAUGUAGUGUUCAUCGAGCAGCCCAUUAAAAUGGAUCUGUUCAAGAUAAUGACCAGCAAUGUCAGGGGGAAAGCACUAAGUGAGGGUAUUUACUGGGACCCUAACCAGGAAACAAUCUUCCACCUCAUUGACAAACAAACUGGAAAGGAAAGCCCAGUGAAGUACUACACCAAAGCUCUGUCCACCUUCCACCAGAUCAAUGCUUUUGAGCAGGAUGGAUUUCUCAUGCUUGACAUGUGCUGCUCUGAUAAUGGCCAGGCCAUAAACAACUACCUUAUUCAAAACAUGCGUCAAUCAGGAGAGGCAUUGGAUAAAAUGUAUAACAGCAUGGGCCAGGCAUUUCCUCGUCGUUUUGUGCUUCCUCUUAAUAUCACCAAAGACACACCACUGGAACAGAACCUCAACACAAGACCUGACAGUACGGCUACUGCUGUUUGCCGUAUGAAAAAUCAGGUUUACUGCACAUUUGAGGAUCUUCAUAGUGAUGACCUGCAAGAUUACGGUGGCUUGGAGUUCCCUCAUAUUAACUAUGCAAGAUAUAACACCAAACCUUACCGAUACUUUUAUGGUUGUGGUUUACGAAACUUAGUGGGAGAUUCCCUUAUUAAAAUGGAUUUGGAGAGCAAAAAGUUUAAGGUAUGGUGCCAGCCAGAUCUCUACCCAUCAGAGCCUGUUUUUGUUCCUUCACCAAAUGCUGUGGAAGAGGAUGAGGGGAUUAUUUUGUCUGUGGUGAUUACGCCAACUAAGGACAAAAGUUCGUUUCUCCUAGUCCUAGAUGCCAAAACCUUCACAGAGCUGGGAAGAGCUGAAGUGCCUGUCAACAUUCCUUAUGGAUUUCACGGAACAUUUAAUUCCAGUGAAUAAAGCUCACUGGAUCACUUCAACAAA
This is a messenger RNA of Misgurnus anguillicaudatus (oriental weatherfish), 1893 nucleotides long. It is a transcript of the gene bco2a, whose product is annotated as beta-carotene oxygenase 2a. Gene Ontology annotation, molecular function: beta-carotene 15,15'-dioxygenase activity; carotenoid dioxygenase activity. NCBI's taxonomy places the organism in Eukaryota, Metazoa, Chordata, Actinopteri, Cypriniformes, Cobitidae. Gene Ontology annotation, biological process: retinal metabolic process; carotene catabolic process. Gene Ontology annotation, cellular component: mitochondrion. The record is from RefSeq and is a predicted model, not a curated record.